AUGCCCCCUGCCCCUCGCGUCCGAGGCCCAAAGGUCGUCCGCCUGGGUGACAAGCGUGUCGCCACCCAAGCCGAGUGGGACAAGAUCGUCGACAAGGUCGUGGCGGACGGUAGGCGCAAACUGGACGAUACCUCGAUCGAGCAUGCGGCCUCGAGGGUCCGCUUCAAGCUCUUCCCGCCCGAGACGCCCAGGCGGAAGUCUGGCAGCGGGCUGCCUCUCGACGUGAACCUGUCCAAGGCGACCGAGGCCCUGUACCGCUCCGAGCCCAUAUUCCAGCGGUACAAGACCACCUGCAAGCGCUGUAACACCCUCGGCAACGUCCACUGCUUCUUCCUCCCCAAGAGCGAGUACACCGAGUGCGUGCUCUGUUGGGCGAGCGGCAAGCCCCUCCGCUCGCCCCGCCGCGCGCGGAGGGACGCAGUGGACAAGCUCGUCCGCCUGGCGCGGGACCCCGCCAAGGCUGGCAAGAUCCUCAAGGAGUACGAGGACGCCGAGGAGGAGGGGCCGCCGAAGGACCGCGACCUCUGGUUCCGCCGCAAGAAGCCGCAGUGA
Vanrija pseudolonga is the source of this 552-nucleotide messenger RNA. RefSeq lists its product as uncharacterized. Lineage: Eukaryota; Fungi; Basidiomycota; Tremellomycetes; Trichosporonales; Trichosporonaceae. The transcript is spliced from 4 exons. The record is from RefSeq and is a predicted model, not a curated record. The coding region runs from base 1 to 552 and encodes 183 amino acids.